AUGUUGGCCGUUCGCACGCUUGGUGUGGCUCGUUUGUCGGUACGCUCCGCCUCGCAAGCCUUCCAAACGAUCCCAACAAACGCCGGAAAAGUACCACCGAAGCUCGAAGAUUUCGACCCGCUCAAUCCCGGAGAGUGGCAACUUGGGGCUGGAGGAAAGAUUCUUCCCCGACUCCCAGAAGGCACAAGAUGUGGUAAACUCGUGAUGGGCAAAUACGGACUCUACGAUCCCGUGCUCAAAAAACGUGUCGACACCUACUCGAAAGCUCUCCUUGAAGGAAAAAAAUCCGAGGACGCCGGUCCAUUUGAUCGAGGACUCACCUCUGUUGUUAAAGUGCUUUCAACCUGCUGCCUUGUGCUUGGAUUGUACAACUUGGCCACCCUCUUCAUCGGCCACCCACUUCCACCAUUCUCUCACCUGAAAGCCCCCGGAUCG
Molecule: messenger RNA, 435 nt
Organism: Mesorhabditis belari
Lineage: Eukaryota; Metazoa; Nematoda; Chromadorea; Rhabditida; Rhabditidae
Source: the annotation of a GenBank genome assembly